Zonotrichia albicollis (white-throated sparrow) is the source of this 6072-nucleotide messenger RNA. RefSeq names its product lysine demethylase 4A (gene KDM4A). Gene Ontology annotation, cellular component: nucleus; chromatin. Lineage: Eukaryota; Metazoa; Chordata; Aves; Passeriformes; Passerellidae. Gene Ontology annotation, molecular function: histone H3K9 demethylase activity; histone H3K36 demethylase activity. Gene Ontology annotation, biological process: regulation of gene expression; chromatin remodeling. The record is from RefSeq and is a predicted model, not a curated record.
UUUAGGCAUGAUGGAAAAAGUGUGGUCUCUGAGGAUAGCUAUGAACUUUUCCAGGUGCGUUGUGCUUACUUUCAAGGUUGCUCAGUGGCACUUGGAGAUUUAGAAUGCAUUUAGCACAGCAGAGUGUGAAAAUCGCAGCCAGUCCGAGCCAAGGAGGGGCCAGUGUCCCUAGGCAAGCUGUGUUAAGCACUCAAAGGCCCUGUACACGCUCAAUAAAGCCGUACUGCCAGGUGCCAGUCCCUGACACGGACGGUGUUGGAUCAUUGGCAGCACCCGCAGGCUGCGGCGGCUUUUGCUCGGUUCCGUACGGUGCUGGCCGAGCGCCCUGGCGUGGGCCGGGCCUGGUGCUGCUCCAGCCUCCGUCUGCGUUCGCUGCCAAACCUUUGACAAGCAUCACAUUCUACUCUGGCUUUGUUUACACACGGAAGCUGUAGGAGUGUGAUUAGCGGGGUUCGCGUGCUCGGCCGGCAGGUGCCUGCUGGGUGUCACCGCUCCGCGCCCCAAACUCACCCGCUCGCUGCAGCACCCACGUACCCGGGGUUAGCGUCCACCUCGCGCUGGGCACCAGCAGGACCGGGAUCGGUUUCACCCGGCGACACUGCCCGGGGCCCGGAGGCGGGGAGCGAGCGGGACACAGAGGGGAUGCGGGAAGGAAGCGGGUGGGCUGCGGGCGGCCUCGGGCCGGCGCCCCCGCCGUGCCUGCGCGGGCUGAGGGAGCCCCGGCGCGGCCCCCGCUCCAACGCCCCCUAGCAACUGCCUGGGCCCGCCUGCCUAGCAACCGCCCCGCGCCCGGCCUCCUGAUUCGUCGGCCAGCCCCUGCCGGCCGUCGAAUUCCUAUUGGCUGCGGAGAGGGCAGCGGGCAGCGAUUGGCUGCGGCGGCGGGGGGAAGAGGCGGGGCGGCCGGGCGGGGUUCGGGCGGAGCGGAACGGCCGCGGUGGCGUCGGCGGUCCGCAGGAUUCUUUGGGAGCGUGGUGCGGAGGGAUACGUCGGUCAGACGUAGGGCCGGCCCGGCAUCAUGGCCUCGGAGCUGGAGAGCCUCAACCCGGGGCAGCGCAUCAUGACCUUCCGCCCCACCAUGGAGGAGUUCCGCGACUUCAGCCGCUACAUCGCCUACGUGGAGUCGCAGGGCGCCCACCGCGCCGGCCUGGCCAAGAUCGUGCCGCCUAAGGAGUGGAAGCCGCGGCAGUGCUACGAUGACAUCGACGAGCUCGUCAUCCCCGCGCCCAUCCAGCAGGUGGUGACGGGGCAGUCCGGGCUCUUCACGCAGUACAACAUCCAGAAGAAGGCCAUGACGGUCCGCGAGUUCCGCAGGAUCGCCAACAGUGACAAGUACUGCACACCCCGGUACACAGACUUUGAAGACCUUGAACGAAAAUACUGGAAGAAUCUUACCUUCAAUGCCCCCAUCUACGGGGCUGACGUUAAUGGCACGCUCUACGACAAGCAUGUAGAUGCGUGGAAUAUUGGCAGAUUGAACACAAUCCUGGAUAUUGUGGAGAAUGAAAGUGGCAUAACCAUUGAAGGAGUGAAUACUCCUUACCUAUAUUUUGGCAUGUGGAAAACUUCCUUUGCUUGGCACACCGAGGACAUGGAUCUCUACAGUAUUAAUUACUUGCAUUUUGGGGAACCCAAGUCAUGGUACUCCAUCCCUCCAGAGCAUGGGAAAAGGCUGGAGAGACUUGCAAAAGGUUUUUUCCCAGGAAGUGCCCAGAGCUGUGAAGCAUUUCUCCGUCACAAGAUGACUCUCAUCUCUCCAUCAAUUCUGAAGAAAUAUGGAAUUCCAUUUGAUAAGGUGACACAGGAGGCUGGAGAGUUCAUGAUAACCUUUCCUUAUAGUUAUCAUGCUGGCUUCAACCACGGCUUUAACUGUGCUGAAUCUACCAACUUUGCUACUCUUCGGUGGAUUGAGUACGGGAAGCAGUCAGUGCUGUGCUCUUGUCGGAAGGACAUGGUGAAGAUCUCCAUGGAUGUGUUUGUGAGGAAAUACCAGCCGGAUCGUUACAAGCUUUGGAAAGCUGGGAAGGACGUGACUGUCAUUGACCACGCUCUUCCAACCCCAGAGGCAGCAGAGUUCCUUAAAGGGGAUCUCAUGCAAAAAGUCAAGAGUGGGAAACAGUGUGCUGAGGAGAUGGAAACAGAAGAGAUGUGUAAAGAGGAGGUGGAUGGGGAUGAGACCAAAAGCAUCCCCAAGCACCGCAUAGGAACAAAAAGGCACAGGGUCUGCCUGGAAGUGCCUCAGGAGGUGAGUGAGAGUGAGGCCUUCCCUAAGGAGGAGCUGAGCUCCACACAGUGUGAAGCAGACAUGGCAGAGCCGUGUGAGAGGCCCACGAGUGAAUUUGUGCAGCAAGGUGAACAAAGGAUCAAACUUCCAGAUCGUGUGGACUCAGCCAAAUUUGAAGAAUUGAAACCGGUGAAGCUUGAGGAAGAAGAACAAGAAGCAGCUGCACUGGAUCUCUCCAUUUCACAUGCUUCAAAUUCCACUUCAGUGUUGCCAGCUUCAAAGCAGAGUGCUGCAUCCAGUGUUCAGUCUAGCUCACCUUGCUACUCCUCAGACUCAGAAUCGUGUGAUGCGUUGGCGAAGCGAACGGUUCCGGGGCCAGCCGGGGUGUUCACCGUGCACAGCUACGCCAAGGGCGAUGCCAGCGGCUCCGACAGCGAACACACUUCAGGGAGGAAAGCCACUGCCAGCUCCAGUGUCACUGAGCAGGAACUGACAGAGGUGGGAAAGGAGUAUUUAAGCUCCAUGAAGGAGAGUAAGAAGUCCAAGGGCCGUCGCCAGCCAUUGAGCAAACUCCCCCGUCAUCACCCACUCCUGGUCAAAGACUGCAUCAGUGAUGAUGAGGCAUCAGAGCAGCUAACUCCUGAAGAAGAGGCUGAGGAGACAGAAGCAUGGGCCAAGCCACUGAGCCAGCUGUGGCAGAAUCGGCCGCCAAACUUUGAGGCUGAGAAAGAAUACAAUCGCAGCAUGGCGCAGCAGCCCCCGUACUGUGCUGUCUGUAUGCUCUUCCAGGCAUAUCAGGCAGAAUGUGAAGGCAGCAGUCAAAACUCUGGAGUAACUCCAGCUGCUGCAGAUGGGAAGAUCCGAACUAAACCCCUGAUUCCUGAAAUGUGCUUUACUGCAACUGGCUGCAGCACUGACCUCAAUCUUUCAACUCCCUACCUGGAGGAAGAUGGAACCAGCGUACUCAUCACCUGCAAGAACUGCCACGUCUGUGUUCAUGCCAGUUGUUAUGGUGUGUCCCCUGAGAAGGCCACUGAAGACUGGAUGUGCUCCCGGUGUACAGAAAAUGCGUUAGAAGAGGACUGCUGUUUGUGUUCCUUACGAGGAGGAGCGCUGCAGAGAGCCAAUGAUGACAAGUGGGUUCAUGUGAUGUGUGCUGUGGCUGUACUGGAGGCAAAAUUUGUGAACAUUGCAGAGCGGAGUCCUGUAGAUGUUGGCAAAAUCCCCCUGCAGCGUUUCAGACUGAAAUGCAUCUUCUGCAAGAAAAGGAGAAAGAGAAUUGCAGGUUGCUGUGUACAGUGUUCACAUGGUCGGUGUCCCACAUCCUUUCAUGUCAGCUGUGCCCAAGCAGCAGGAGUCAUGAUGCAGCCUGAUGACUGGCCAUUUGUUGUCUUCAUUACCUGCUUCAGGCAUAAGACUCCAUCUCAGGCUGAGCGAGCUAAGGCUGCACUCCAGGAUCUGUCCCCUGGACAGAUCGUCAUCAGCAAGCACAAGAAUGGUCGCUUCUAUCAAUGUGAAGUGGUCAGCCUUGCAAAGGAGACUUUCUACGAGGUCAACUUUGAUGAUGGCUCCUUCAGUGAUAACCUGUACCCAGAGGACAUUGUGAGUCGAGAUUGUCUUCAGUUAGGUCCCCCUGCUGAAGGGGAAGUCGUGCAGGUGAGAUGGACAGAUGGACAAGUUUAUGGAGCCAAGUUUGUCGCAUCACACGCUAUCCAGAUGUAUCAGGUGGAAUUUGAAGAUGGUUCACAACUGAUGGUGAAAAGGGAUGAUGUAUACACUCUUGAAGAGGAGCUUCCUAAGAGAGUGAAGUCAAGGCUGUCAAUCGCUUCAGAUAUGCGCUUCACAGAGAUCUUCGAAGAGAAGGAGGUCAGUCAAGAGAGGAAGAGACAAAGAGUGAUCAAUUCACGCUACCGUGAAGAUUAUAUUGAACCUGCCUUGUACCGGGCCAUCAUGGAGUAAACACUGCCUGUGGCAGAGGAAGAAGAUGCCCACCUCCCCCAAGGAUUUAAAUGUUCCAGUACAACAGGCCAUAUUUGGAUGCUUUGAAUCCAGGGUUUCUUCUGGGGUUUUGUUCUUUUAUAUUUUAAGGAAGCUAAAAGGCUGAUGCUCUGCAGUAGCUGUAAGGCAGCUGUUGUAUAGUGAAAGAGAUCCCAUUUGCUGAAGCUGAUGCCUGCAGACUGCUGGUCUGAAGUUGGGUCCUUACCAAAUAAGCCAGCUUGGGGAUGUUGCUUUCAUCUUGUUGAGCAGUCUUGCUUUUUAUUUAGAGACAAUUCUGACAGGUGGCAAACUCUUUGGGGAGUUGUUGCCAGGAAUCCUGGCAGCUGCAGAAUAGUGUGAUCUAUUGUUUAAACUGAAUAAUGUUCCUGAAGUCUCCCUGGUGACCACACCUGGGCUUGAGCAGGCAGUAUUACUGGUGCUGGAAAUGGAACCUCUUUUAUAUUUAUAUCAAUUUUUUUUUGUCGCAAGCAGCUUCAGUCUCUUGUUUCUCAGCACCUCCUUUCUGAGGUUGAGCUGUAGGCUGUUCAAAUCUGAACAGACUGGAGGUGCUUGUGUGAACAGAUGAAAUGUGAAAUUGAAUCCUGUAGGACAAAUUAUUUAACCUUCCAUUUAAUAUUUUUGUUCUGAUAGUGCUUUUGACUUACUUAAUCAUAAGUUUAAUUGUUAUUAGUAUGUGCCUCAGAACCAGUGAAAUCUCUCUGGAGCCUUGUGAAGUGCAGCCUUCUAACAAGAAUAGGUGUUCAGCUCCCAAUAGACAUUCAGCUCCCAAAGAGUUUGUUUUGAGUUUCUCUAAGGCAAUAUGGCUAUAAAGGGACAGUCCUAACUCUCCCUUCUUGAGAUCCAAGCAUCACAGUGUUGGGGAUGACAGGGCAGCAGUAUCUGAAGCAGUGCUGCUCUGGGGCAGCACUGUCUAUCGUGUGUCCACAGGCUUUUGCUUGCAGCAGCUAAUACUGGGUCUGAGACAGGUGAAGUGUGCACUGAGCUGUGUGUUCUAACUGAAAGGCUGUGCAAUGCUCUUCUGAAGCAGGAGUGCUGCCGUGUUGCUGUCUGGCAAAGGUUACUGUAGCAUUUUUAUAGAGUAUUAGGACACAUCUCAGUUGUGGUGGAGAGAAUUUGCUACCCCAGCCAUAGGAAGCUGAGUUGAGCUGGGUAGUAGGUGUAUCUGGAAGAUGUGCCAACUUGCUCCUAAUAAUUUAAGCAUUAACACACCACAGUAGGAGCAGUGUAAAUACAUGUUCCUUUCCCGUUCUGUAGGAAAGGGAUUUUAGGCUGUGGAGCAGAUUGGCCACCUUCUUUUUGCAUGGAAUGAUGGGGUGGAUUUUCCUACUGGAGAAAAUCAUCAUUGUGUGUUCUCCAGAAGCUGUUCAAGAGGAGAAUUUUCUAAUGAAACAGACCUAAUGCAUCCCUGCUUCUAUAGGGACAUGGCAAUGUGUCUGCAAAGUCUGGAUUUGUAACUUUUUUCCUUUUGUUACAUAGGAACGCUAUAAACCAAACCCUUCUGAAACCCCGGUGCAUCAAUUUGUGAUUAGCAAUAAAAUGUAGUAUUGAAUAGUGAUACAACUCUUGAUCAGAAAAGAAAUAAACUGCAACUUUUAUACAGAAAAUCUUUAGCCCUACGUUUUUAUAGGGUCAGGAGGAUAAGUAGAAAAGAUUUGCACACUGUUUUGCAUGGAGGUAAUCUGUCAUGUUUUUGUGGUGGAAUACCUUGUUCAUCAGUAUUGGAAGGCUUAAACAGAUUCUGAAAGGAGAUAAUGGCGGGGGAAUUGUGGGUUUUUUUGUUUGUUUUAGUUUUUUCCCCUUUUACCAUGUCCAAAACUCCUGGUCUCAGGAUAUUAAAUGACUUUUUUGAUGAA